Spodoptera exigua (beet armyworm) is the source of this 464-nucleotide messenger RNA. The record is from the annotation of a GenBank genome assembly. NCBI's taxonomy places the organism in Eukaryota, Metazoa, Arthropoda, Insecta, Lepidoptera, Noctuidae.
CGCAAAGGCAUGGAGGGGGGAAAUUUGAAUUUCGCCUAAAUUAACAAUGAUUAUGAUUCUCGUUUAGUGAAAUUUGAACAAAUAAUUUGGUAGUAUAUUAAAAUUACAGUAAGUUGCAGAUAUGGAUAAUAUACUAUUUAUCGAUAACGCGAGACAAGACGAAAUAGAAACAUUUUACGAAGCUGCUCAACGCCACAGAGACUACUACAGACAGUAUCCAAAGGCCAACCAUCCUUUGUUGUACUUUAGGGACCCGGAAUAUAUGUGGCAAUGUCCUUCUGAGAUGACCCCUGUGUAUCUAUCGUUCCCGAUGUACCACGUGAAGUACAAACAGCCAGUAGUAUUACCAAAUAGUGUUGGCCGAACAUCCGGGAUGCCUUCAUUACCUGACCGCACGCUCGCCGGACGGUACAACAAAGCUGCUUGCAAAGCUUUCGUCAGAUAAAAUGGAUGGAUGAAUAUGG